UGAAAAUAAUUUACCAAAUAACAACUUAAACCAGUCAAACCCUCCUAAGAUGAAGACAUUCAGUGUUGCAGUUGCAGCAGUUGCCAUGCUCACAUUUAUUUGUAUCCAAGAGAGUUCUGCUGUCCCAGUCACUGAAGUGCCAGAGCUGGAGGAGACAAUGAGCAAUGACAGUCUAGUUUCGUAUGAAGACGAAUCAGUGGAAACAUGGAUGAUGCCGUUUGACAUCAGAGAGAAGCGCCAGACUGGCCCGAUUAAAUGUCGUUUCUGCUGCGGCUGCUGUUUCGUUGGCGUCUGUGGAAUGUGCUGCAAAUGAGGAUUUUUGUACCAGCCUAUUUCUUAAUUAGAUGUCGGAUGUCACUGCAUUUGGUCAUGUUGAAGUGACUGUGUGCUCAGUGAUGUGACUGAGCAUUAUAUUGAAUACCGUACCUGCAGAUGCUUUUGUAUAUUAUCUUUAGGGAUGAGGAAAUACACCAUUAUGUGUAUCUGUAUCUGUAUCUGUAUACGUAUCUGUAUCUGUUCAACCAACUAAAUUAUCUGUAUUUUUAUCUGUUUAACCAACUAAAUGAUCUGUAUUUAUAUCUGUUCAACCAACUAAAUUAUCUGUAUUUUUAUCUGU
Messenger RNA from Centropristis striata (black sea bass), 616 nucleotides. Its product is annotated as hepcidin-like. The transcript is spliced from 3 exons. The record is from RefSeq and is a predicted model, not a curated record. Bases 50 to 313 code for a protein of 87 amino acids. Gene Ontology annotation, biological process: intracellular iron ion homeostasis; defense response to bacterium. Gene Ontology annotation, cellular component: extracellular region. NCBI's taxonomy places the organism in Eukaryota, Metazoa, Chordata, Actinopteri, Perciformes, Serranidae.